GUAAAGAUAAUUUUCCACAGACAGUGUAUCUUAGAUUUUGUUUACAUUGGUAGCAAGUGAAUGUAUGUGUUGCCUAUCAUUAUUACGUUUCUCAUUAUCUUUAGGCGUCGGGUGUAACCAAGACAAUGAAUAUCGUAUCUUAAAUAAAACGAAACAACAGGUAUUCUUCGCUACUGAAGAAACGACAUGUUGCUGUAGAUGCCUAUGCGGUCCAGCACGAUCAUUCAACAUCUACUUGCAAAAUAAGCACGGACAGGAGAUAGUGCGAUUCGUGCGGCCGGUCCGGUGCGAUGGAUGCUGCUGUAUGUGCUGUAUGAUGCGACUCAUGAUACAGACACCAGAUGGAGAAGUGUUGGGAUAUGUCAAACAAAAGUGGAAAUUGUUUGGGGCAAAGGUUGUUGUUGAAACAUUCGAUGGAAAGCCAAUUUUGGAAAUUGUCACAUCUUGCUGUCCUUGUCGAUGUUUCCGUGAUAUGGAAUUUAAAGUGUUUGCAUUAGAAACGGAGGAAGAGGGUGCAAUAAAGAAACAGUGGCGAGGAAAAAAGGAUACCCUGAAUGUUGAUCACGAACAGUUCAUUAUAAAUUUUCCAUCGAAUCUUGACGUUAUUGGGAAGACUUUGCUGAUUGGUGCAAGUUUUCUUAUGGACUUUAUGUUCUUCGAAAUGACAUGAGAUGAAAAAGUGAUGUUGCGUUGGGUUUGCAAAACAAGGAGGGAUCAUUGAUGGCAGAUCUUCAAACCCUGCUCCCUGCUCAAACAUAAUAUUUCUACAGUGCAACCGAUAUCAACAGAUAGCAUAUGAGUUCAACGACACAACGGAGAUUUUUUUUAUCGACUUAGGUGGCGCCAGGAUUUGCCCGACGGGGGAGGGGGUCCCAUAUCCCUGACUAGAGCAAAGUGGUCCAGCGGCCGGGGGCGUUAUAAUAUAAUAUAUGAUAUUGA
Molecule: messenger RNA, 939 nt
Organism: Anneissia japonica
Lineage: Eukaryota; Metazoa; Echinodermata; Crinoidea; Comatulida; Comatulidae
Product: phospholipid scramblase 1-like
Exons: 6
Coding region: 65-670 (201 amino acids)
Biological process (GO): plasma membrane phospholipid scrambling
Cellular component (GO): plasma membrane
Molecular function (GO): phospholipid scramblase activity
Source: RefSeq, a predicted model, not a curated record